GCCAACCCGGGCCAUUUUCUCGGGGUUUCGAUCCAGAGGACAGGGAGCGGCAGCUUCCAUGACGAUGGCUGAAGAGGACACACUGCUGUCCGCAGACCCUGAAUGCUCCCGAGCACGCCUGGCUGAGACCCCUACUGUGAAAGAGCUGGAGGAGCUCUUGAACACGGGGAGACCCUCCUGCAACCACGUCGAUGAAGUUUGGCCUAAUCUCUUCCUAGGAGACCUCGUUACAGCCCACAACAGAUUUGGUUUAUGGAAGAUGGACAUUAGCCACGUUUUAAAUGCGGCCCAUGGCAUGAUAUUUUGCAAAGGAUCCCACGGCUUCUAUGGCCCCACCAUUGAAUAUUAUGGAGUACCAGCCUACGACCUUCCCAGUUUUGACCUGAGUCCAUAUUUCUACCCCGCAGCAGAAUUUAUACACAAAGCCUUGAGCAUCCCAGGAGCCAAAAUCUUAGUGCACUGUGCAGUUGGGAUAAGCCGUUCGUCUUCCUUGGUGUUGGCAUACCUCAUGAUCUACCACCACCUCCCUUUGAUUGAAGCGAUCGAGGCGGUGAAAAAGCACCGGUGGAUCUUCCCCAAUCGAGGCUUCCAGAAACAACUGAGAAAUCUGGAUAUGCAGCUAAGACAACGCUAAAGAAAGCAACAAUACCCCUGCCUCCUUAUCCAGAUCAGGAUCAGAGACUAUUUUUAAGCUAUAUACUCAUUGACAUUAAAACUUACGCUCUUCAUUAUUAUUAUUUUUGCCGCUUAAAUAAUAUUAACUGUUUCAUGCAGGUGGCUUCAAGAUCUGAAAACAAGUGAACCCCAUGUAUAUGCACAAAGACUCAGCGUGCAAAUAAUGUCUUUAGGACAUUAUACAAUUGUCAAUUUUGGGAUUUUUUUUUGUUCCCACAGCAUGGGAGAACACAAGCAUUG
Molecule: messenger RNA, 915 nt
Organism: Sphaerodactylus townsendi
Lineage: Eukaryota; Metazoa; Chordata; Lepidosauria; Squamata; Sphaerodactylidae
Product: dual specificity protein phosphatase 13-like
Exons: 4
Coding region: 59-634 (191 amino acids)
Biological process (GO): protein dephosphorylation; negative regulation of MAPK cascade
Cellular component (GO): cytoplasm
Molecular function (GO): protein tyrosine/serine/threonine phosphatase activity; MAP kinase phosphatase activity
Source: RefSeq, a predicted model, not a curated record